This is a messenger RNA of Cornus florida, 3967 nucleotides long. Its product is annotated as pentatricopeptide repeat-containing protein At2g19280. The transcript has 8 exons. The record is from RefSeq and is a predicted model, not a curated record. Lineage: Eukaryota; Viridiplantae; Streptophyta; Magnoliopsida; Cornales; Cornaceae. Gene Ontology annotation, molecular function: protein binding. Bases 246 to 2432 code for a protein of 728 amino acids.
CCUUUCGGCAACCCUCGGGUGUUGGUGUGUAUGACCCAAAAUAACAAUAAUAAAAAAAAUUACAUCCUAUUCUACCACUUCCUGGAGCAGCCGCCUCCCCUCCCCCACUCCGCAACUGACGGUCUCGGAUCUCCUGUACAAUCUCUGAUCUUCGAUCACUCCUUCCUAUCAACCACUUAGGCCACGCCAGGUCUUGUUUUUGUUAGUCCUUGAGCUUAUCUCUUGGUAGUUCGUGAUGAUUGUUCAUGAGGGCUUCAUUUUCAGUCAUCAAUGUUGUCUCUGCUGGAUUGAAACGGAUAGUUGGGCGGAGGAGGACAUCUAGAUUUUUCUCAUCUGAAAAUUUAUCACUAGCUUCCUCAUCUUUCUCGGAGAAUGAAGGCUUUAUCUUUGAAGGUUCAAACUCUAUAAAUGAUCCUUUGCCAAAUGUCAAAUGCAUUUCAACCAAAAGUAGAGAACAUAAUGAGCUGUCUUUUAAUCUGAAUGAUAUCUCUAAUUCUGUUGACAAUGAUACCUUUAUUUGUGAAUACCAGAAAGCAGAUGAUGACGAGUUGAAAAGAAUAAAGUUAAUACUUACAAACCGUGGUUGGAAUUUAAGCACUCAACAUGGCUAUAGAAUUGAUUUGAAUGAGCACAACAUUAUGCGCAUUUUGAAUGAUCUCUUUGAGGAAAGUUCAGACGCAGCACUUGCUCUAUACUUCUUCUGGUGGUCGGAAUGUUGUGCUGGAUCAAAGCACACAAUCGGAUCAAUAUGUAGGAUGAUACAUAUUUUGGUUGCUGGGAAUAUGAAUUAUAGAGCUAUGGAUCUAAUUCUAUGUCUUGUAAGAAAGAAUGAUGGAGAAGAUUGUUGGCAUAAUUUGUUGCUUACAAUCCUUCGUGAAACCCAUACCGAAGGAAGGGUUUUGGAGACUGCAUGCAGCAUGCUUGUUGAUUGUUAUGUUAAGGAAAACAUGGCGAAUGAUGCUCUUCAAUUGAUAUGUCAGAUGAAGCAUUUUAAUUUAUUUCCUUCAAUAGGGGUUUGUAAUACACUUGUCAGGGCAUUAUUAAAAUCAGAUAAGUUGGAUUUGGCUUGGGAUUUUGUGGAACAAAUGCAGAGACAAGGGAUGGGUUUCAAUUCUUCUAUUAUUAGCUUAUUUAUCUACAAAUACUGCAGUGAAGGUAAUCUUGAAACUGGUUUGAAAUUGCUGAUGGAAAUGAAAAAAUACGGGGCUAAUCCUGACAUUGUUGCAUACACUAUAGUGAUUAAUUCCCUUUGCAAAAUGUCCCUAUUAAAAGAAGCCACUUCUGUAUUGUUUAAAUUGACUCAGAUGGGUAUCUACCCUGAUUCAGUUUCUCUUAGUGCAGUUAUUGAUGGUUUUUGCAAAAUGGGAAAACCAGAGAAAGCAGUUGAUAUUUUAAAGAUUUUUAGAGUUUCUCCCAAUAUUUAUGUGUACAACAGCUUUAUUUCAAAGUUAUGCAUAGAUGGCGACAUGAUGGCAGCGUGCAAUAUUUUUAAUGAGAUGUCAGAUUUGGGCUUGGUUCCUGAUAUUUAUAGUUACACUAGUAUAAUUGGAGGAUAUUGCAAAGUUGGGGAAAUAAAUGAGGCUCUUUCUUUUAUGGGAAAAAUGUUGAAGAGGGGAAUCAAACCAUCUGUUACUACAUACACGGUGCUAGUUGACGGUUAUUGCAAAUCUGGUGACAUGGACAAUGCAGAAUAUUGGUUUCAGAAAAUGAUAACAGAUGGUUUGGUACCUGAUGUUGUUGCAUACAACACAUUAGUGGAUGGCUAUGGAAAGAAGGGUCACUUGCAUAAGGUUUUUGAACUUCUAGACAUGAUGAGAUCUGCUGGAGUUUCUCCUGACAUUGUGACAUAUAACACUGUAAUUCACAGCCUCGCUGUACGAGGAUUUGUAAAUGAGGCAAAAGGUCUCUAUGAUGAGCUCAUUAGUAGGGGUUGUUCUCCUGAUGUAGUAACAUUUACCAGUAUUAUCAGCGGGCUUUCAAAGAAGGGUAACUUUGAAGAAGCAUUCCUUGUGUGGUUACACAUGAGUGAGCACCAUAUGAAACCUGAUGUUGUGAUGUGCAGUGCUUUACUUAAUGGGUACUGUAGGGCACGUUGUAUGGAGAAAGCCAAUGCACUGUUCUGUAAGAUGAUUGAUAUUGGUUUGAUUCCAGAUUUGAUUUUGUACAACACACUCAUACAUGGAUUUUGUAGUGUUGGAAACAUUGAAGAUGCAUGCCAGCUGGUAAACAUGAUGGUGGAACAUGGUACCAUUCCAAAUGAAGUCACUCAUCAGGCACUCACCCUUGGAUUUGAGAAAAAAUGGGCCAAAAAUCCUGAAGAAGCUGCAGCUUUUAAGCUGCAACAAAUACUGCUGAAAUAUGGUGUACAGGUCGACAUUGAUCAAUAUUUGACCAUAACAAAGCACUCCAGUAGGAAGUCCGCAGGAACAUGAGUGGUUGUUUUGUGGUUUGUACGUCAGGGUUGCUGCAUGGAGCCCAUAGCUCUAUUAAGUGACAUCUGUGCUAUGGAAUUUGUGGUGAAGCUGUAAACUAACUCUUUUCUACUUAUCAGCUGUUGUUCAUUAAUGCUUUUGGGGGGGCCACGAAAUGUCGUGCUGUACACUCUUGCAAGAAGCACCCUAAUUGGUUGCCAGCUCCAAGCAAAUGGGUACUUGUCAAGGGUGGAACCAACGCAUGAAUUUGUACCUACCAGCCCAAACAUAAUUGGCUUUCCUGCAACACAGUUAGUCUUAAAUUAUGAAGUUGGCUGAGACACCCGGGCUUCAUCAGGGAAUGCUAAUUGUUACUGGAUUAAAGCAGCAAAAAGAUGAGAACUGUUGUCUAGGCUAAAAAGUCAGGGUACCUGAAGAUCUCUCCAGCAAUAUGUGCUCAUGGCCAUGGGGGACCUGAGUGACGGAAUGCUUCAGAAAAAGAUAGCAUGAAAAAUAUCUUGGAGAUCGAGCUACUUGGUUUAAAUGUAAUCUAAUUUCGAAGAAUAAAGCUACCUGUUAAUGGUUUGAGGUCUCUAAGAAAAGAUUUCUGCACUCUUUAUUGCUGAAAGGAAAAAAAAAAAAUUAGGUUUCCUCGCUUAGUGAGGGUGCGCAUCGCUGUCCAUCAUAUCAAGCUCAUGUGGCCAUCUUGAUUUAGAUCCUCCUAAACAUUAAUUUUAGACAAUGUCCUCAAUGAAGUGCUUUUGGGCCUAGUCAGUCUGUUACUAAACAUUAAUUUAAAUCAUGGCUUUGAUUUAUCUAACAAAUCUUUUAACAAACAUAACAGCUUUGUUGAUUGUAUUAAUCUGACCUAUUAGUGUUUGAUAUCAUUUAAAACUAUAUUUAAUUGCUAGGACAGGUUGCUAAAGAAUCAAUUUGUACGAAAGACGAUGAUAAUUAAAAAUAAUAAUAAAAUAGGCUAUGUCAAAAAUUAUCAGAUGGAAUAUAGAGAAACCUUAAAAAAGAAUUUGUACAGCAUUUGCUCAAUUGGUUAAUUGUAGUGAUUCUUACUGGCUAAUCGGCUACUCCUUUCUUUUGGUUAUUUUUAAAUAUUGUUUGGUAUCUGCUUUGCGAGAGGUUAUGAGAUCUGAGUUGGUGUUGAACUGAUUUCAUUGUCCUGGGCCCUUUUGCUGCAUAAGGAAAAGGUUCAAUUCCGGGACACGUGUUGCGAUCAACAAUGAUUGUUCAUCCCACAGCAAUUCUUGGAUUUUUUUUUUAUUUACAUGUCAUUGUUGUUCAUCCCACAACAAUGACAUGUAAAUUUGCAUCUUGUUUCGUUUGCGUGAUCUAACUUUCAUGGCCUUUGUAGUUGUGCUUAAAUCACUUUUGAUUGUUGUAGCAACUCUGAACAAAUCUACUCUUUCCUGAAAAUGUAUAUCAUUAUAAAUGUGGUGUUCUAUGUCUAAAUUUUACAAGGCAAUUCAUAAUGUAAACUGUAUUAGUCAAUGAAAGAUCAAUUAUCCCAACAUUGAAUGAACUAAUUUGUUCUAUAUUCUGAU